GAAGAACCAGCGGCUGCAGAAAUUGGUUAAGAUUUCAUCGCCAGGCUACGGUCGAGUGGAAAAAAAGGUGUUAAUGUCCUUUGCUCGUUUUCAUUUAAACGAUAAAAGCACGAGGGCGACGGACUGCACGUGUUAUCAUCUGUUAGAGCGAAGAGUGCAGGCAAGAUCGGAGGAAAACAUCGAGGCAUCUGCAACAGCAUCGCGCGCAGGGGAGCAGGAUCUUACAAUCUGUGGGCUUGACUCCAUUCAAACGCGACACAGGUUAUAAAGGCACCUUUUUCCGAUAGGACUUAUUUCAUGACAUGGCUGAUUAUCUAAAUCCUUCGCGUGCGGCGUGAAAAGGAUCUCCAUAGGAAAUGACCGGUCGCUUUUUGAUGGAUUGUGUAACGUGGAGCGACAAACUUUAACUGGCGUUCAGUUCAUAACAGAGAUGCGUUUAGAUGUGCUCUGAAUGGCUGGAAUACUUUAAGCAACUCUGGCUGAACAAGCUCUUGUGGAUGCCAGACCUGUACGGAUGAGAAGAACUCGUGGCUGGGACUACAUCGCGCGUUGUGAUGCUUCUAACUCACACUCUGUCUGAUGUGAAUUUGGAUUUCUACAGUCAAAUCUGCGCAUUUCUAGAAUGGCUCGCUUCGAAGAUGAUCUCCCGACCCGGUAUGGAGGUGGUGGUGGCUCUCCAGCGGGUCCAGUCAGAGGGGCCAGCCGGCAGCCAGGCCCCCCGACCGGACCGAGGGUCUAUAAGCAAACAAUGGCCCAAAGAGCCCGGACAAUGGCCAUAUACAACCCAAUACCGGUCAAACAGAACUGCUUAACAGUCAACAGAUCCCUUUUCAUCUUCAGCGAAGAUAAUAUCAUUCGGAAAUAUGCAAAGAAAAUAACAGAGUGGCCUCCAUUUGAGUACUUGAUUCUCGCCACCAUCAUAGCAAACUGCAUUGUACUGGGCUUAGAGCAGCAUUUACCAGCUUUAGACAAGACACCCAUGUCAAAGCGGCUGGAUGACACUGAACCUUACUUCAUCGGAAUAUUUUGCUUCGAGGCCGGGAUCAAGAUUAUCGCUCUAGGCUUUGCUUUUCAUAAAGGCUCCUACCUCCGCAAUGGGUGGAAUGUUAUGGAUUUUGUUGUCGUGUUGACGGGGAUUCUGACCAUAGUGGGGCCAGACUUUGACUUACGAACACUCAGGGCAGUGAGAGUCUUGCGGCCGCUCAAACUGGUGUCUGGAAUUCCAAGUCUCCAAGUGGUUCUGAAGUCCAUCAUGAAAGCGAUGGUUCCUCUGCUUCAGAUUGGCCUUCUGCUCUUCUUUGCUAUUCUCAUGUUUGCCAUCAUUGGUCUAGACUUCUACAUGGGCAAGUUCCACCGCACCUGCUUCAGAAUCGAUAACGGGGAACAGGCGGCUGACUUUCCAUGUGGGUUAGAAGAACCAGCCCGGACGUGUGAAAACGGGACUGAAUGUAGGGAAUACUGGACCGGUCCAAACUUUGGCAUAACGAACUUUGACAACAUCCUGUUUGCUGUGCUCACCGUCUUUCAGUGCAUCACUAUGGAAGGAUGGGUGGAUAUCCUUUACAAUGCCAACGAUGCUUCAGGGAACUUCUGGAACUGGCUCUACUUCAUCCCACUCAUCAUCAUUGGCUCUUUCUUCAUGCUCAACUUGGUUCUGGGGGUGCUGUCAGGGGAGUUUGCAAAGGAGCGAGAGCGUGUGGAGAAAAGGCAGGAGUUCCUGAAGCUCCGCAGACAACAGCAGAUAGAGAGGGAACUGACCGGUUACUUGGAGUGGAUCUGCAAGGCAGAGGAAGUCAUGCUUGCUGAAGAAGAUAAAAAUGCAGAAGAGAAGGAGGAUAGUGCCUGGUACAAGAGGAAAUGCAACAACCCAGUGUUGAAAAUAGCCAAGAAGAGCAAAAAUGACCUCAUUAAUGCAGAAGAAGGAGAGGACCACUUCACUGACAUCUCAUCGGUUGCUCCCCAAGGCUCUCCAUUUACCCGUACAAGUGUGAAGAGCAGCAAGAAUGAUAGCUCUUCGUACUUUCGCAGAAAAGAGAAGAGGUUUCGCUUCUUCAUCCGACGUAUGGUGAAGGCCCAGAGCUUCUACUGGACCGUUCUGUGUAUAGUGGGACUGAACACACUGUGUGUGGCUAUAGUCCAUUACGACCAGCCCGACUGGCUCACAUAUGCACUGUAUUUGGCGGAGUUUGUGUUCCUUGGUCUGUUUCUAAUAGAGAUGAGUCUGAAGAUGUAUGGCCUCGGGCCCAGGACCUACUUUCACUCCUCAUUUAACUGCUUUGACUUUGGGGUCAUUGUGGGUAGCAUUUUCGAGGUGAUCUGGGCUGCUGUUAAACCAGGAGCCUCUUUUGGCAUUAGUGUGUUGCGAGCACUGCGUUUGCUGAGGAUAUUCAAGGUUACCAAGUAUUGGAACUCUUUGCGUAAUCUGGUGGUGUCUCUACUCAACUCAAUGAAGUCCAUCAUCAGUCUCCUGUUCCUGCUGUUCCUCUUCAUCGUGGUGUUUGCUUUGUUGGGGAUGCAGCUCUUUGGAGGACAGUUUAAUUUUGAAGAUGAGACCCCGACUACCAACUUUGACACAUUCCCAGCUGCAAUCCUUACAGUGUUUCAGAUUCUGACAGGAGAGGAUUGGAAUGCAGUGAUGUAUCAUGGUAUCGAAUCCCAGGGAGGAGUGCACCGGGGAAUGUUCUGCUCUGUGUACUUCAUUGUGCUCACACUGUUUGGAAACUACACGCUCCUAAAUGUAUUUUUGGCCAUUGCUGUUGAUAACCUUGCCAAUGCACAAGAACUCACCAAGGAUGAGGAGGAGCAAGAGGAAGCCAUCAAUAAGAAACUGGCUCUGCAGAAAGCCAAGGAGGUAAAGGAGGUCAGCCCCAUUUCGGCCGCUAACAUUUCCAUCACAGCUUUUAUAAGGCCAAUUCCCGGUGCUCUUUCAUGCAGCUCCUCCAACUCCAGCUCUCAUUCACCUAAAGAACAGCAACGGUCUCUAAAGAUGAUGUCGGUGUGGGAGCAGCGCACCACUCAGAUUCGGAAGCACAUGCUGGCCAGCAGCGAGGCAUUGUACCAAGAGGAUCUCAACGCCAGGCUGAAUUCCAACCUCCACCUCCGCCCUGACAUCAAAACCCACCUGGACCGGCCUCUGGUGGUGGAACCUCAAUGCGACGGCCGCAUUAGCCCUAACCGAGGCUGGGGCAAACCCCAGAAUUUGCAAGGGGAGGGUGGCAUGCCGGAGGAACGAAUCCCCCCUGGGAUGGAGCCCCCACAGUCGCAUGCACCACGCAAACACCACCGUCACAGGGAGCGUCCCUCCAAUGAGACCAAUGAAAAUGGUGACACCGGGCAUGGCAAAGAAGGGCGGCAUCACGUCCAUCACAGCCGCAGUAAGGAGCAUGAUGGGACACGGUGUAAAGAGGGGAAGGGCGAGGGGGGCCGCAGACAUCACCACCAGAGUUCAGUGGAUGAGGGAGUGGGAGGUGGGGAGAGAGAACACCGUCACCAUCACUCCCACAGGCAUAACAGGGAGGGCAAUGGGGUUGUCAGUGCUGGGGGAAAGAGUGAACGACGGUCCAGGCAGAAGGAAGGCUCACGAUCAGGAACUAGAGAGGGAGAGAGGUGCUCCAGGGGGGAAAACGGUGGUAAUGGAGGGCGGAGGCGGCACAGGCCGCGAACCAGUAAAGCUCAGUCCACACUGGAAGCAGAGGAGCAACAAGAGAAUGGAGAGAAGGAGGAGGGCAAGUCUGCCAGUCACAGGCACAUGGACAUGGGAGGAGAUUCAUUGGCUAUAAAUCCCCAUCAGCCUUCAGUUGGGAACCGAUGGUGUCUUGAGAAACCAGAAGACUCGAACAAACGAAAUAUUGGUCAGACUGGAGGAAUGGGCACACACAUACCUGUGACCAUCACAUCUCCCCCAGGAGAAACGACCCUUAUUCCCAUGAACAGUAUAGACAGCGAGACGAUGCCCAUGACUGAGAAGAAUCUGGAGAAUCUAAACCAGAGCAGCACUCGUCCCAUCCUCCCUUUCAGCUCCAUGUUCAUCUUCAGCCCAAACAAUCCGGUGAGGCGUCUGUGCCAUUACAUUGUGAGUCUGCGCUACUUUGAGAUGUGUAUCCUGGUGGUCAUUGCCAUGAGCAGUAUAGCCUUGGCUGCGGAAGACCCAGUCCAAGCCAAUGCUCCUCGGAACAAUGUCCUAAAGUAUUUGGACUAUGUCUUCACUGGUGUUUUCACAUUUGAGAUGGUCAUUAAGAUGGUGGAUUUGGGUUUAUUGCUGCAUCCUGGUUCCUACUUCAGAGAUCUGUGGAAUAUUCUGGACUUUAUUGUGGUCAGUGGUGCACUGGUGGCAUUCACAUUCUCGAGCUUCAUGGGAUCACAUCAAAGCGUUAACAGAGGAACCAAGGGCAAAGACAUCAACACGAUAAAGUCCCUAAGGGUGUUGCGAGUCUUGCGACCUCUGAAGACCAUUAAACGUCUACCAAAACUCAAGGCCGUGUUCGACUGUGUGGUGAACUCCCUGAAGAACGUGUUGAAUAUCCUCAUUGUCUACAUCCUGUUCAUGUUCAUCUUCGCUGUCAUUGCUGUGCAGCUCUUCAAGGGCAAGUUUUUCUACUGCACAGAUGAGUCCAAGUGCCUGGAGAAAGACUGCAGAGGGGUGUUUCUGGAUUAUGAUAAGGAUGACGUGACGGCCCAGCCUAGGGAGUGGAAGAAAUAUGAGUUCCACUACGACAAUGUGCUGUGGGCGUUUCUCACUCUUUUCACCGUUUCUACUGGAGAGGGGUGGCCCACGGUUUUAAAGCACUCUGUAGACGCCACUUUUGAGGAUCUGGGUCCCAGUCCAGGCUACCGCAUUGAGAUGUCCAUUUUCUACGUGGUCUACUUUGUAGUCUUCCCCUUCUUCUUUGUCAACAUUUUUGUGGCCUUGAUAAUCAUCACAUUCCAGGAACAGGGUGAUAAGGCCUUGUCAGAGUGCAGUCUGGAGAAAAAUGAGAGAGCCUGCAUCGACUUUGCUAUCAAUGCCAAACCGUUGACCCGAUAUAUGCCACAGAACCAGCAGUCAUUUCAGUACCGCUUGUGGAAGUUUGUGGUCUCUCCACCAUUUGAGUACUCCAUCAUGAUCAUGAUUGCUCUCAACACUGUGGUGCUCAUGAUGAAGUUCCAUGGGGCGAAUGAUGCUUACGAAGCAAUGCUCAAGUAUCUCAACAUUGUCUUCACUGCUCUCUUUUCAAUGGAGUGUGUUCUCAAGAUUAUUGCUUUCGGCCCCUUGAAUUACCUGAAAGACGCCUGGAAUGUGUUUGACUUUGUGACUGUGCUGGGCAGCAUCACUGACAUCUUAGUCUCUGAGAUUAAGACAACGGACCGUCUGCUGAAUUUCAGUUUCCUGAGACUCUUCAGAGCAGCCAGACUAAUCAAGCUCCUCCGGCAGGGAUACACCAUUCGCAUCCUGCUCUGGACAUUCGUCCAAUCCUUUAAGGCACUGCCUUAUGUAUGCCUUCUGAUCGCCAUGCUUUUUUUCAUCUACGCCAUCAUUGGAAUGCAGGUGUUUGGGAACAUUGAUUUGAAUGAUGAUACUGCCAUCAAUCGUCACAACAACUUUCGGACUUUCCUCCAAGCACUUAUGCUGUUGUUCAGGAGCGCCACUGGCGAAGCCUGGCACGAGAUCAUGCUGUCUUGUCUGAGUGAGCGCACCUGUGACGAAAAAUCGGGCACACUUGGAAAGGAGUGCGGGAGUGACUUUGCCUACUUCUACUUUGUCUCCUUCAUUUUCCUCUGCUCCUUCCUGAUGCUGAACCUGUUUGUGGCUGUCAUUAUGGACAACUUUGAAUAUCUGACGCGUGACUCCUCCAUCCUGGGCCCUCACCACCUGGAUGAGUUUAUUCGAGUGUGGGCGGAGUAUGACCCAGCCGCAUGUGGCCGUAUCAAGUACCUCGAUAUGUAUGAGAUGCUGCUCCACAUGUCCCCACCUUUAGGUUUGGGAAAGAAAUGCCCUCCACGAAUCGCCUACAAGCGGCUGGUGAAAAUGAACAUGCCCAUUGCAGAUGACAACAGUGUGCACUUCACCUCUACCCUGAUGGCUCUCAUCCGCACUGCUCUGGAGAUCAAACUGGCAUCAGGCAUGGUGGCCCAACGUCUGUCAGAUGCUGAACUGAAGAAGGAGCUCUCUACAGUCUGGCCAAACCUGUCUCAGAAGACUAUGGACCUGCUGGUCACUCCACACAAACCCAAUGAGCUUACAGUGGGGAAGGUGUAUGCGGCUCUUAUGAUCUUUGACUAUUACAAGCAGAACAGAGCCAAAAGACUUCAGAUGCAGCAACAGCAGCAGAAGGAACAGGCAGGACAUGGAUCUCAGAAUAAAGUCAGUGCUCUCUUAGAGCCCAUUCUUCCUCUAACUCACAUUCAAGAUCAGGCCAUGAACAGUGUAGAUUUGGCCUCAGAGUUCAAAGCUCAGACCAUACCAGACCCAGCUCCACCACGCUCCACCACGCUCAAUAACGGACGCACACAUCAUGAUAACCCUAUGAAAGGAUCUUCAUCCUGGGCCUCAGAGAAGUCCAAGGAGGUCCAACGGUCUAAACGACGACCAAUGUCCAGAGGUCAAUCAGAGGAAGCCUCAAAUGCAAACACUGCCCAGGAGUCAGUAGAAAUGAAGAAGAUGGAGAACAGUGCCAACACCGCAACCUCUGGCGGCCUUGAGGGCCAAGGACGUGCGGUAUCCAUGCCAAAACUCAACGCAGAGAUGCAGAGGAGUCAUUCCCGCCAUUCUCCUGGGACUUUACUGGAACCCAUUCCCGACUCCCCAAUGAGACGCUCUGCAUCCACUUUUGCACCGCAGCGCCCUCAGGAGGUGAAUAUGAAGGACUACACUUUGGAGAAACCUGUUCAAGAACGACAUCAUCACCAUCACCAUCAUCAUCGGUGCCAUCAUCGCAGGGAAAGAGACAAGAAACAGAGAUCUCUCGACAGGUCGCCUACUGGCCAGCACAAAGCUACGGACACAACAGCUGACCCCGUAGAGGAGAGGGCACAUGACCGGGGUCGUUCCCACGAGAGGAAACACCAUUCGUCUUCGGCAGAAAAGCAGCGGUAUUACUCAUGUGAUCGCUAUGGCAGUCGGGAACACUGUCCCAGCAAGUGUGCCGUGGCAAGCUGUGCCACCUCGCCCAGUGAGGCCGAGGAGGGCAAUCUCAACAAGCAGGGCAGUGGGUGGGCUAAGGGGAGCCCGGUGUUGUUGACCUCAGGGGCGAGCACUCCAAGCCGUGGGCGCAGACAGCUGCCCCAGGUCCCCCUUACUCCUCGUCCCUCCGUGGCCUACAGGACUGCCAACUCUUCCCCCGUGCACUUUCUGGGCACACAGGCCGGCUUGCUUCCCCCUAGUCCCGGCAGGCUGAGCCGCGGUCUGUCCGAGCACAACGGCCUAUUAUACAGCGGCUCCAUCUCCAGCUCGCCGGCCCCCGUCAGUCGCAUUAACUCAGAACCCUUCUUGGGCCCCCCGGACCACCCUGCCGGCCUCCAGCCCGAUACCUACGCUGUCUUCCAAGAGGAUCCGAGCCCUCAGACGGGCCGUUCUGCCCAGAUCGUGGCGAUUCCCCCACCUCCCCAACAGCAGUUCCGCGGGGUUCCCAACGGAUACCACUUCACCACGGGCCCCGGAACUAGCAGAGGACGAGCGCGGCAGUACUACCCAAUGGCAGAGGUGGACGACUGGUGCUAGCAUGGCUUUUAUCUACACGACACAUACGGAUGAUGCUUUUGUUUUCGAUUCAUGAUGAGUUUUAUCAUCUCUUAUUUUGCGGGUGGUGUUAAAUGCAGUAAUACAUGUAUUUGUUUUUUCAAUAUCCAGGGGAUAAAACAUACAUGUACGCUUACAAAGCAGCAGAUGUGAGAUAAAAAAAAGGCGCCAACCCAACCGACUUUGAUGUAUUCCAGUCAGGCUAAAUAGUUUGUGGGCGUGGUCUCUUUACAAACACAUGAGAUGUGAAAACACAUGGUCUUUUUCUUAAUCUUUACCUUUCUAAAGGCAACAGAUGCCAAAACGUGCUUGUGUAACUUGGGAAAAGAGUGACCCACUUCUACAAAUGUAGACCACAACGGGCCUCUAGCCAGUUUUCUUCAAAUCAAGCCUCUGAGACUCACUCUAAAUGCAAAUAUCCCCUUGAAAAUGUUACCUUGCCAUUAUAGGUGUAACUUUUAUGAAGCGAAACCUUUACAAGAAGUGGCUGGAAAUGCAAGCAACAACGUUUUUUUUUUUUUUUUUUUUUACAAAACGCACAAUAGCAGUGCCCCCUAUCGCCAUUUAAGAGAAUUACAUGUCAUUUCACACUGUUGUAAAAAAGCAGAUUGUUCGUUAUGCUGCUGAUGACCAUUCCUCGCACAUAUCACUAUGUGUGAAACCUUUGACAACCAUAAUGUACUUUGUUUUAUAUCAAAUUGUUGUUGUACAUAUUUUAUCUAUACAUUAUGUGCUUUUUGUAUUGUAAAGACGAACGGUUUUACUCAAAUUGCUUACGGCUUCACCAUACUGUCAGGUCUACCGAUUCUUCUUGACUGCUCCAGAUGUUAUUUACAAAGUGCCUAACCUUUUGAAUAUAUUGUAGUAGUGAUGCAACCUCAGCUUUUUUUAAUGCAUCAACACUUGAUAGAGUGAACUGAACAAGCUCUAAGGGUUAAAAGGAACUACAAGGUGUUACGAUCGCAGGCCUUAAUUCUGAAGCAAAGACACAGUACCUUUGAAUUCAUAAUAGGUUUUUGAAUGGAAAUUACAGUAUGAUUGUUUGUUUGUUUUUAUUCUCGUCUCAUUUUUUGUACUAUCAUUUUAGUACUAAUGGAAUAUUGAAAAUUCCAUUAACAAAAGCAUAUAUUAGUAUGGAGUAACUAUUAAAAAAAAACUGCAGUAGUUGUGUAUUUGUCCUGACAGGGACUUUAUAACCACAGUUAUAAAAUUGCAUGUUAAAAAAAAAAUAGUCUUCAAUUCUUGAUUGACCGUGGUUACGAAACCAAUAUUUACGGUGUACAUUUCCUGUCCUGAUGAAGAUGCUCAGACUGCAUUGCUGUUUGCCUUCUCUGUUUGGUCUUUUACGGUUAAAUGAGAGGACUGAGAACCAACGAACUGUCACAAAAGAGUUAGCUUUGCUCAUGUAGCAGAUUUCCCGAUGUGAGCGCGUGUUGUGUUGCGUUGAGUCGGGGUCCUGGCACCGGUACAGUAGGCUGAUCUGUGUUAAGUUUAAACUUUCCCCCUCAUGGCACUCCUCCAAGCACCCCCAGACACACAUACACACUCACAGCUUUCAUUCUGCCGCCGUUCCCCAGCUGCUUGCUCUAUAGAAAUAUGGCCGACUCCUUUUAUCAUGCUGGUAACACGAGAGGAAUAUUUAGCCACCUGAAUGCCGAGGGUGUGGCAGUCUAAAAGAACGGAAAUUAAAACCUCUGUAUUGGGACACUAUACUGUCUAGGAUAAUUGAAUGUGUUCCACGUUAAUAUACAUGAGUGCAUUAGAUGCUUGGAGAAUUGUUUGGCUAAUCAGGUGAUUCUUGGCCACCGAUGUGUCAGGACUUUUGCUGACAGUGAAUGUUCUUUCCUUAUUCUUUUUUUAAAACAUGUAUUUUCUUUACGUAGGGCUAUGCAACGAGAUGACACUUUGAAAAAAUAUACUUCAUUAAUUUUGUAGCUUUACCUGCUGGGAAAUCCAGAUUCAGGCUUUAGCAUGAUAGUGACCAAAUCUUCCUUCUUUUUUUUAUUAAAAAAAAAAAUGCAAAAAUGUAUGAACAAGUAUAUUUUAGAAUGCAUAAAGGCACAAUGAUUAAAGAGCAGACAUCAGAAUAAAAUAAUAAUAAUGAUUAUAUAUAUAUAUAUAUAUAUAUAUAUAAACAUAAAAUCGGUAUGUGCAUGCAACAGAGAUGUCAAGUUUGUCAGGGGAAAAAAGAAAAAUGUUGUUUCAAAUCUACAGUCUGAACAACUGCUAUUUUUCUACUCUGCUGUGAGACUGAAGGAUAAAGGGUUAAAGGAUGUGCUGACAUUUUGCUGAUAUUGUUAUGAGUUGUUGCAUUGUUCAUGUGUAACUAUUGAACAAUUCUUUGCACUCCCAGCUCAUCCAUUGAUGUCUUUCGGCAUGUUGCCAGAGUGGAUCGAGACUGUGCUUCAAUCAAAAAAACAAAACAAACAAACAAACAAACAUUUCUUCAGUUUCUCUAUGAUUUGGAAAACAUCAUACCUAUCAAACCUUUCAUAAUUUAUUGCCAAAAUCUGAAAUGCUAUUUCCCCCUGUACAUCAACCAAGCUUAAAUAUGGCUGUUCCCAGAAAGGUUAAUGUUUGCAUGGUCUUCAAAUGUAUGUGCAUGUUGAAAACCCCAUGGUUUAUCUUCGUACCUUUUGAUACAAUGUAUUCAUUUUUGUUUUGAUUUUUUAAAUGACAUUUGAUAUGAAAUUAGGGGAUUUGUUGAAAUAAAAAAAAAAUAAUAAUUGUUGAAACAUUUAUAAAUAAAGGAAACAGUAUUGAACUAUGUUGACCGCU
Pimephales promelas (fathead minnow) is the source of this 10492-nucleotide messenger RNA. NCBI's taxonomy places the organism in Eukaryota, Metazoa, Chordata, Actinopteri, Cypriniformes, Leuciscidae. The record is from RefSeq and is a predicted model, not a curated record.